CCCAGUGACGUCGCCAUUCGUGGAAAAAAGGGCAAUCUGUCAAGGGAAGUUUUGCGUUUCUGCGGAUAAUCUCCUCUUCCUGGUGAGCUGUGGAGCAGGUGAAAAAGGCUAAGUGGUGCGUGCUGUGCAGAGUGUGAUUGACAUGGCGGCAGAGAUAAAACCAGCCCCGCGCACGGGCAACGACCAGCGCUUCAGCACGUCGAAGAAGCCCGAGUUGCUGAGCAAGCUCGAGGGCUGCGGCGACGACGUGAACGCCGCCUGCCUGAUUCCGGGCGAGGACGGCGUGAUCAGCGUGUCGGACGACAAGACGAUCCGCGUGUGGCUGAAGCGCGGCUCGGGGCAGUACUGGCCCAGCAUCUGCCAGUACAUGCCGUCCGGCUGCUCCUCCCUGGACUACAUUCCCGAGACGAGGCACCUGUUCGUGGGCCAGGAGAACGGCACCGUGUCGCAGUACCUGCUGGCCGAGGACUGCAACAGCCUGCAGCUCAUCCGCGACUUCCUGGCGCACCAGGCGCGCGUGGUGGCGGUGGUGUUCGCGAAGCACAGUGGCUGGAUCCUGAGCGCCGGACGCGACAAGAUCUUCUCCUACCACUGCACCAGCACGGGCAACCGCCUGGGCGGCUACACGUUCGAGGCCAUGUGCACGGCGCUGCAGUACGACGCGCAGGCCAAGUACGCCUUCGUGGGCGAUUACGCCGGCCAGAUCACGAUGCUGCGCCUGGAGCCGGCGGGCGCCACGUUCGUGACCACCUUCAAGGGACACACCGGCUCGAUCCGUGCCUUAAGCUGGGUGGCGGGGCCGCAGCUGCUGUUCAGCGGCUCCUUCGACCAGUCCGUGAUCGUGUGGGACGUGGGCGGCCGCCGCGGCACCAUCUACGAGCUGCAGGGCCACAGCAACAAGGUGUCGGCGCUGGCGUACGCCAACGGCGCGCAGCAGCUCAUCUCCGCCGGCGAGGACUCAGUCAUCGUGUUCUGGGAGAUGAACGCGAUGCGCAAGGAGGUGCCCGAGUGGGUGGAAUCGGACAUUUGCCAACUCUGCAGCCGGCCGUUCUUCUGGAACCUGAAGGCCAUGAUGGAUCAGCGACAAAUUGGCAUAAGACAGCAUCACUGUCGUCACUGUGGCAAAGCUAUUUGUGAUAAAUGCUCGACAAAUCGUAUCAACAUACCGAUAAUGGGAUUUGAGUUUGACGUGCGAGUGUGUGAUCCAUGCUUCAAACUUCUGCAGCCAAUUGAGCGACCGUCGCUGGCGAUGUUUCACGAUGCGAAGCACAGCAUUGUGGCGAUGGAUUUGGACGAAAGGCGCAAAAGACUGCUGAGCAUUGGUCAGGAUCGCGUCAUAAAAAUCUGGGACCUCGCUUCGAUUUGGGCUUAACUGUGGCGCUCUGGGGAGAUUCCUGAGAUGCGCGCGCGCAGCAGCCCUACAAUAUCGUCAUGCUCUUUGCCUCAUUGUGCAGUGCUUAUCGGCAUUUCUGUCUUUCCCUUGUGUCUCCAUCCAGGCGGACACUCUGUGGCUGAAUGCUAUUUAUUUGACCUCUUUGUUCUUUCUCUUCCUAAAUUCGCAAUAGAUAGCAUUUCACACAAACACACAUGCAAACAAGUAAAUUAUAUCAUAAGUUAAACAUCAAGGUUCUUUUUUAUUAUGACUAUAUUGUUAAUCUCAUGUUAACGUAUUUCAAUAUUAUAUGGAAAAGAAGAAAAAGGCAUAUUUUUGUUAAUCACUACAAUAGCAAUGUAACAGAGAUUUUAAGGCGCGAGAAAGGGUGGAGAAAGACAAUCUUCGGCAAAUCCCUUCAUUCCUAGUCAUGAUUGCUUAAUUAUUCAUUUCAAUGACUAAUGUAAAAAAGAAAAUCUUCUGUGGGAAUAUCGAGAAGGCGAACGAGGAGAAAAGGAGAGAAAAAUGCUUUCAACAGGAUCGAUUUGUUUUGUUACUACUGUUAUUGUCUUUCUCGAGGAAAUAUCAAAUCGCUAUAAAAAAAAAUUGAAUGAAAAAAAUGUAUAAAUUCAUUUAAUUGAGAUAUUGAACUUAUAAACUAUUAUUUUCUGUAAAUAUAUGUUUACAAAAGAAAAAGAAAUUGGAUAUAAAUAAAAAGAGAGAACUUAUAGAAAAAAAAAAACAGUGCAGAGAAUUUCUGAACAUGGUCAAUUCCUGACCAAACGCCACUGCAGAGAUCAUCUUCCAAG
This is a messenger RNA of Phlebotomus argentipes, 2181 nucleotides long. RefSeq names its product WD repeat and FYVE domain-containing protein 2 (gene Wdfy2). The transcript is spliced from 3 exons. The coding region runs from base 143 to 1372 and encodes 409 amino acids. The record is from RefSeq and is a predicted model, not a curated record. Gene Ontology annotation, molecular function: metal ion binding; protein binding. NCBI's taxonomy places the organism in Eukaryota, Metazoa, Arthropoda, Insecta, Diptera, Psychodidae.